This is a messenger RNA of Rhipicephalus sanguineus (brown dog tick), 3229 nucleotides long. RefSeq lists its product as uncharacterized. NCBI's taxonomy places the organism in Eukaryota, Metazoa, Arthropoda, Arachnida, Ixodida, Ixodidae. The record is from RefSeq and is a predicted model, not a curated record. The coding region runs from base 595 to 2466 and encodes 623 amino acids. The transcript has a single exon.
CACUGCGUAAGCAUGUAAUUUAUCGGAAAACUUCAAACAUGCAAAUCAGCUACAAAUCGCAGCGGCUCAGCCAAACAAGUUUCGAACUUCCCGCGUACAUUUAAGGGGAGACGCGGGUCGAAAAAUCGAGUUUUUUCCGGAAAUUUUCACUUUUUUGUUUUCAGUCGUAUUAGAUUCUUUAAACAUUCAUGUUUACCAGAAAUAAAUUUCAAUCGGUAAUUCGUGUCAGAAGUUACUGAAAAAUGCGCUCAAGUAAGCCCCGGAGACCUAGAAAAUCGCUGAAAUCUGCCGAAAUCGACGUUUUCCCGGCCUCGGUAUCUCGAGGCAGCGGCACCGUGCGCCAUUUGUAAUCACUGAGGCGGGUAGAGUUGUCCAUGCUCUCUCGAAAACAGGCUCGGAAAGUCUCGUCCGGAAAGAAAAAAAUACUAUAAAAAAGCCUUUUUUGAACGCCCCUGCGUGCCGUUUGAAUCGCGCGGCGCGUCACGUGGUGCCGUAGCGAGCGCGCCAUUGGCUAGCGCAGCGCCCGCUUGUCCCUUCGGCCCCGCGCUGCAUCGCAAGCUGAACUUCCCAAGGAUUUAUUCAAUUAGUUACGCGAUGAAUCCUGCCAGAAAGCAGGUGUACAAAGUGAAAAAGUACCGGACGAUAAACAAGUAUGUGGGAAAACGUCGUAAAGUGCGUCGUCAGACUGCGGCAAAGGUGAACGGCCCGGAGAGGUCUAGGCCUAACCCCAGCGUCGGCAACGAUCGCGACAGUGACUUCGCCGGCGGCCUCGACGCUGCCGCAAACUUCGUCAGCGCCUCACAAAAAAAACUGGAGUUUUUUGAGAAGAACCAAAGGCAUGCGCGUGAUGGCGUAUCAUCAGCAGUGCUGUGCGACAUCGAUGCGAUGACGGCACUUGUGGGCGGAGCGGAGUGCCCGUCUUGCCGUGAACACAAACUUGUUGUUCGCGAGGUGGCAGAACGGCGCAAAGGACUGUCGUCCUGUCUCGAGUUGUGGUGUGAGAACAGUGAGUGCGCGUCUGGUGUUCUCUCUUCGACACAUACGUCGAGGCGUGUUGCCUCCGGCGAAGCCGCCGCAGCAUCUGACGACUGCGCGGAGGUGGGGCACUACGGCAACGGCAGCUCGCGCGAUAGCUUCGCGGCUAAUGUGAAAGCUGUUGUAGCCUCGCGUGCCAUAGGCAUCGGACAUGACCAGCUUUCGCGGUUUUGUGCGAUUGUUGGACUAGCGAAGCCCAUGCACCACAAAACCUUCCAGGCAAUCAGCAAGAAGGUUCACGAUGCUGCUAUGAGGGCCGUAACCGAAAAUUUGAACCAGGCAAGAGCCGUAACAAAGCAGGUGGUUGAUGGUAGUGACGUGGCCGUAAUGUAUGACGGAACUUGGCAGAAACGGGGCCAUAAAAGCCACAACGGAGUCGGCGCGGCUAUCUCCCUGGACACCGGCCUGUGCUUAGAUUUCGAAGUCCUGUCGAAUUACUGCCACGCUUGCAGUCUACACAACGACAUGGGCUCUGAAGAGGAAAUCUGGCAGGCCUACCACAGACCUGUCUGUGAGAAGAACACCGAUAGCUCCGCUCAUGGCAUGGAAGCUGAAGCAGCACUACGGAUAUGGGAGCGCACUUUGCUGUAUGAGACUCCACUUCGCUUCACAACAUUUCUUAGUGAUGGCGACAGCAAAGCAUAUAACGGAGUUUGUGAUGCCAAGGUGUACGGUGCAGGUGCCAUCUGCAAGGAGGACUGCACUAAUCAUGUUGCGAAGCGCCUAGGCACUGGCAUACGCAAAUUGCCGACACCACUGCCCAGAGGCGAGAAGCUCAAGCCUGCCACCAUUGAAAAGCUGCAGACAUAUCAGAUCGCCAUCACGGGCAAUAGAGGCAACCUACGGGACAUGUACACUGCCAUAUGGGCGUCCUACUUUCACUCGUGCUCCACUGAUGGUGCUGGCAGCCACAACUUCUGCCCACCAGGCCAAGAAUCGUGGUGCAAGCACAAGCGUGCUGAAGCAAUGGGCGAGCCUGCACCACAGCAUACACCACUUCUGACAAAGGCACAGGGCCGGGCACUGCUGCCCAUAUACAAGCGCCUUUCUGACGAGAAGCUGCUGGCCCGAUGCCUUCGAGGGAAAACUCAGAACGCUGCUGAGUCUCUCAACAGCAAGGUGUGGCUGCUGUGCCCAAAAACAAAGUUUGCUUCCCGAAGUGCUGUGGAGACUGCCACAGCCAUUGCUGUGCUCUGGUAUAACCGGGGCCAUGCAAGCUUCGAGGUGGUCCUGGAGGAGCUUGGUGUUCUACCACCAGCAAGCUUGAUCACCCUGGGGGACUACAGCGACAAGAGGCGCAUUCAGAAGAUGAAUGCCCAACAGACUGCUGAGGUGAGGGCUCACCGCCGCGCAUCGGCCACGAGAGCUCGCCUACAGGACUCCGCUCGGAAGGACCGCGAAGGAGUUACAUACAGUGCGGGUGAAUUCUAGUCACCGUGGCCAGCUCCUGGGCAUACUGCCUGUGCAUUGAACAGACUUUUGAGUGUUUGCAAGUGCACCCUAAUUAGUAAACAUGUUUCAAACUUUCAAACGUGUUUUUCUCAUUUUGAAAUUUUUGGCCACGGUCACAUUUCACUCACAUAGUUUCAUCCCCUUAAAAUUGUCCUAUUGCGAUGAAACUUGGCACACACAUUCUUCAAGGUGUGUAGAGUGCCGUUAUCUAUUCUGAUUUAUGAUACAUAGCCAUUAUCAAUAAAAACAUACCAAGAAAUGAUACAAGGAACCCUGAAAAAAAGAAGUUUGGCAGAUCUGUUCAUUUUUUGUAGUAACAGCUUUUUUUUCUCAUAAUUUUAACCUCUUAAAUGCACACAGUAGUUCAUGACAAGCAUAAUAAGCUAUUACACAAACAUCUACACAAAAGUUUUGAUGUCAAAAAAGCGAGAGUAAAAAUACCUUUGUUUUGCUAUUGCAUGUAUAAUAACUUUAAAAGUAAUGAGGCCACACAAAAUCUGAUAACAGUUUUGGAAUCUACAAGAAAAGAUAUCUCUGUGGCUAAAUUUUGGAAACCCUAACUUGAAAACUAAAGAAAAAGUGUUUUCGAGUAGCAUCUCCCCUUAAGGUUGCAUUGUUCCACGAUACAUAGCACCAGCCACCGAUCCGAUUGGAUAUGUCCAGCAAACGUCGCUAGACAUCUAGUGGGCAGCGAGCAUAGUCUUUGCUUCACUGCUUCCUGUGAGCGGAGGGUGCCGCCAAA